Nomia melanderi (Alkali bee) is the source of this 1486-nucleotide messenger RNA. Its product is annotated as translation initiation factor eIF2 assembly protein. Gene Ontology annotation, cellular component: cytoplasm. NCBI's taxonomy places the organism in Eukaryota, Metazoa, Arthropoda, Insecta, Hymenoptera, Halictidae. The record is from RefSeq and is a predicted model, not a curated record.
CUAAACAAACUCGCGCUUUUCUAAGAACUUUUACCAAUCACUAAUUCUUAACUUUUCCGCAAUGUCUAACACAUCACAUGUUUUAUGAUUCAUGUUGGAUUAAGUAAAAUCCGUUCGUCAAAUUUGGUUGGAUUAAGUAAAAUCCGUUCGUGAAAGUAUAUUAAAAAUUGCGAUAAUAUUAUUAUUAAAUAAACGUUUUUAUUCAUAUUGAUAUCACAAUACUCUCUUUAGUUCCUUUGGACCUGUACUUAAGUUGUUCAAUUCUUCUAAACACACUAAUAUGGUCUGUGAUCUGAAACCCGAAUGCUCAUUUACAUCAUGGUAUCCACAAUUUCACAAAGAUUCCUUGGAAGCCAGAAUUCUUAAUGUUCCCAAUGACGUACUCGAGUAUUUGGAAUAUGAUGCAUUUCUUUUACCUGUCGAGGCAACAAACGAGCCUGUAGAAAGUGAAGUAUGGACAGAUUCAAUAACAGGUGAAGAGUAUUCGCCUGAACUUCCACCAACAUUUCCAGAAUUCAGUCAGAGAAUUCAAGAUGUCAUAGAUGAAUAUGGUGCAGUUUUUGUUAAGAGCAAUUGGAGUUCACCUUCUGAUGCAACUUGGAUUGCACCCACCAAAACUCUUAAGUGCAAAACUCUAGAAGAGGUGUACUUAUUACUGAAGGGUUCUGAUAGAAUUGCGAAGGAUUUAAAUAAAAUUAAAAGUUACACAAACAGAGGCAUUCCUUUGGAGUUUUGUCUUAUAUUGAAACAAUGGAGAGACAUUAAUCCCUGCACUGAAUUUCGAUGCUUUGUGGUAAAAAAUGAACUCAUAGCAAUCAGUCAACGAGAUAUAUCACAGUACCACAGCUACAAUGAAUCAGAAAAAUACAACAUUCAAACAGAUAUUAAAAGCUUGUUCAUGGAGCGUAUCAAAGACAAGUUUCCAUUGAAUGAUUAUUCGUUUGAUGUAAUUCGCUACAAGAAAGAAAAAGUAAAGAUUGUUGACUUUGGUCCUUUGGAUGAAUCAUCGAUCAAAGGUACGCUCUUUACGUACGAAGAGUUACAAAACCAGAUUAUUGACACACCAGAAUUUCGAUUUAUCGGUGAAGAGAUCGGUAUUCAACCGAAGCCUCCAAACCACUUCUGCAUCCCUCAAGAAAUAAGUGAAUUUUUCCAGUCAAAUGAUACUACCGCGUUAUUAGAUAUUAUUCAAAGAGAAGUAGAGAAUCAGCGGAAUGAAGAAGAAGAAUCCGAUUCUGGCGCUAUAAAUUAAAUUUAAUUGUAUUCACGACCGGCAAUGAAUACUAAAAUGGAAUUUACGUUGAUACAUGCAUCCGUUAUUGUUAUUCGUGUUUCAAACGUAAAAACGUUCUGACCAUGUCGAACGAAGCUUCGUUACCUUUAAAGUAGCGUGUAUGCCUGUAAAUAGGUAUAAUCGAAGACAAAGAAACAAAUAAAUCGAAUAAACGAAUAAAUGUACUCUCGGGAAACACGUUUAAGUACAGAA